AUUAUUUCCCCCUCCACAGUGAAAAAAUUUAUUUACAAAAAAAAUUGCUGAUAAUAAAAUUAGAUCAUUUCAUUUCAUUUCAAAAAGAAAUGAACUUUUUCCUUUAAACGACGAUCGCAAUUUUAUUCUACGUAAAGUGACUUCGUGGCAUUAUCAUGUCUCAAAAUGUUAAAGUUUGCGAUAUAAACGACGAUGUGAAGGCAGCCCUGAAGAAAUUCCGGUUCCGCAAGAGUAAUACAAACGCUGCUCUAAUACUAAAAGUGAACCGAGAAGAGCAACGAAUAUGCGUCGAUACGGAGCUAGAAGACGUCAGUGUGGACGAACUGAGAGAAAUCAUUCCUAGUCAUCAGCCACGUUACAUCAUUUAUUGCUACAGAAUGGAGCAUUUGGAUGGUCGGAUAUCGUUUCCAAUGUGUUUCAUUUAUUUUACUCCCAGAGAUAGUCAUAUGGAGCUGCAAAUCAUGUACGCUGGUACAAAAAUAGCCCUUCAAAGGGAAGCGAAUCUCACACGAUCGUACGAAAUACGUGAUCUCGACGAAUUGACUGAAGAAUGGCUUGAAGAGCAAAUAGGAAAGUAAUCUGACGCUGCUGUUUUUCAAAAACAUGCUACGUAUAUAUUAUUAAUCAACACUUAUUAUUUUUAUACUUUUAUUUUACAUUUUUAUCGGAUGAUAUCGCUUGAGAAUAUUAUUUAUAACUUUCAUUUUAUCUUCGUAAAUGUGUGUUUUUUAAAAAAACGAAUCUUGACAAAAUUUAUUUAUAAAUGACUGUUUACGCGAAGGGUACUUUUUCAUGAGGGCUGAAUUUUCACAUUUCACAAUCGUUGAUUUUGAAAUUGAUCAGAGGAGAUGUGUAACAAUACUUCAAACCAAGUUCUUGCCUAAUAACUUUUUAUGAGAAUUUCUGUCUAAUUAUUAUUUUAUUUUUCAAACUGAAUUAUCCUUCGAAUUAUUUAAAAAUUGACCAAGAUGACAAAAUACCUCACCUACCUUACUGGAGGAUACCCUUGACCGUGACAAUGUUUUCUUAUUUUUUUUUUUUUAAUCAUGAAAUUAUGACAAAUAUAAUUGAAAUUUAUGCUCAUUUCUCUACGUAGAUAUAACGCUGUAGUUAUUUUACUUGAAAUAUUAUUAUAUUUAUUUUAUAUUUUUAAAAUAUCGACAAUUUUUAUGUCUGAAUCCAAGUCCAUUUAUAGUUACGUUAUAGGUAUUUUGCUAAAACUUGUCCGACUUGUUCUCAAGUUAAUUACCUAGAAAUGUUGUGAAAUAUGAAAAAUAUUAGAAUUAGGCGUCUCUGUGCCUGUGGUAGUAUCGCUGCACAAAAAUAUUGAUGAAUAAUUCCAUAUUAUUAAAAAUGUGAUUCGUGGAAAUAUUUAACUGCCAUUUUUUGAAUCUAACGUAACUUACUUGCCUAGAGAUAAUCAAGUCGAGCUUGAUUAAUAUUCCCUAUCUGUAGAAUUCCAAAGAAACAUUACGUAUUCCUCGUAUAGGUACUCGUAAUAUCGUUUUUGAAACGUUAAAUAAAGCUUUUCCGUUAGUUACCAACGUCAAAACCAUCAAUUUGUAAUGCCAAGGUAUGAAAAUAUACUGCACAACAAAUAAUAAAAAAAAUAUUGAAUAUUAAUGUAGAAUGUAGAUUAGUUAUUAGUAAUUUCUAGACCCUGUGUUUUGUUAUACGUAAUCUGAUAUUUUGUUUAUUUUUUUACAUUCGUAUUGUCGUAUUGGAAAUAAAACUUUUAGAUUAGUUUA
Molecule: messenger RNA, 1748 nt
Organism: Planococcus citri (citrus mealybug)
Lineage: Eukaryota; Metazoa; Arthropoda; Insecta; Hemiptera; Pseudococcidae
Gene: GMF
Product: Glia maturation factor
Exons: 5
Coding region: 156-578 (140 amino acids)
Biological process (GO): negative regulation of Arp2/3 complex-mediated actin nucleation; actin filament debranching
Cellular component (GO): actin cortical patch
Molecular function (GO): Arp2/3 complex binding; actin binding
Source: RefSeq, a predicted model, not a curated record